Messenger RNA from Rosa chinensis, 1167 nucleotides. RefSeq lists its product as uncharacterized. Bases 1 to 1167 code for a protein of 388 amino acids. The record is from RefSeq and is a predicted model, not a curated record. NCBI's taxonomy places the organism in Eukaryota, Viridiplantae, Streptophyta, Magnoliopsida, Rosales, Rosaceae. The transcript is spliced from 2 exons.
AUGGUCGAGACCUCCGUUCAGGACUUGAAACCGGACCAGGCAAGGGAGCUGGAGGAGAAAAUGGCGAGGAUUCAGGAGAGCGUGGCGGCGCCGCCGAUUCUGGAGACGGCGAGGAGAGUGGGGAGGUUGAUGGACGGUAAGAUUUCGACGUUGGAUGAGGCGAUGGAGGCGCUGAAGGCGAAGAUGCUGAGGUUGACUGAGAGCGCCGACGGACUUCGUGGGUCGACGGCGAGGAAGGUGGUGGAGGUUUUGAGUCCGAGUCAGAGUGAAGGAGAUAUGUAUUCAGAGAUGACAGCUAGGUGCACUUACAUGUCAGAGACUGUGAUGGUCUUCCUUGAUGGUACGACAAGGUUCGCCGAUUUUUUCAAUGAAAUUUGCAUGCGGUUUAAGGGUUUGAAGCCAGGCUUGUUUGAGUUGAAGUAUUCCCUUCCGGAUUACCCUUCUUGUGCUCUCGAUUCUGAUUUAGAUAUGAGGUUGAUGUUUAGGUCUUUAGCUGAGUUUAAGAGAACUUCAGUUGACAUUUUGGUGAGGAUUUGUGAUUUUUGUGCAAAUUGUGUUGCUGAUGGAGUUCAAUGUUCUGCCGCUGCUGCUGCUUCUUCUUGUGUGUCAGUGGUAUCGACGGUGAUUGAUGAGCCUGAUUAUUUGGGUGAUUUUAGGCCUGAAGAUCCCAAAGUUUACAUGUCUAAGCAGUGGAGAGAGUAUAUUAAGUGUGGGGACCAAAAAUUUAGAGGUGGAGCUGUGGAGUUUCGGCAAAAGUUGUGUAUGUAUGCAAUUGAGGUUGGGUUUGUCUUUGUCUAUGUGAGAAAUGACAAAUGGAGGGUAAUUGCUGAAUGUUUCAACAAGCUAUCUGAGGGAUGCAAAUGGUACAUCAAUGCGUCACUAUGCCCUGCUAAUAAUUUCUUCUAUAUUAGGCAGCUUAAUAAUGUGCAUACUUGUUCUGGUGUUCUGAGGCAGCAGAAGCAUAAGCUUUUGAGUUCUACUAUUGUGAAGACACUCAUUAAUGAUGAAUUUCGUGGAAAUCCCUCUCUCAAGGCACAUGAUAUUAUGGAUAGGUUAAAGAACAACUAUGGUCUUGAUAUUACAUACCGUGUUGCAUGGAAAGGUAAAGAAAAAGCAAUGAAAGAGUUGCACGGUUCAGAUGAGGACUCAUAUUCAAUGUUAACUUAG